UACCGAGAUGGUGGUGUGUUAGCGACGAACGACUGCGGGGCUGGGUCCGGUCAGAUGGGGACCCGGGGGGUGCGAUGGGCGCUAUAUUGUGCCGCAGCGGCGACUUGUUCUCCUCCCCAUCACACACACACACACACAAUGACAUCGUCCCUCUCCCUCCAGCAGAGCAUCAGCGGCACGGACGCGCUCGACGUGAGCAAGCUCUUCAGCGUCGCGGGGCGCGUGGCGAUCGUCACGGGCGGCGGUACCGGCCUUGGCCUCGUCACAGCCACCGCGCUCGCCGAGAACGGCGUCAAGGUGUACAUCACCGGCCGGCGGCUCGAGCCCAUCGAGGCCGCGGCCAAGUUCAAGCCGCGGAAGGGCGACGGGCAGAUCAUCGCCGUGCAGGCCGACCUCGCGACCAAGGCUGGCAUCGCCGCGCUGCGCGACUACGUCGCGGAGCGCGAGAAGUUUGUCAACAUCCUCAUCAACAACCACGGCGUGUUCCUCGGCCGCGCGGAACUCGACGCCAAGCCCCAGACUGCCGAAGCGCUCGGUAAGGCCAUGUUCGAGGAGGAGAGCUUUGAGCAGUGGGGCGACCUCUUCGCGAUCCACGUCUCGUCGCCGUACUUCAUGACGGCGGCCUUCCUCCCCCUCCUGGCGGCAGCCAAGACGGCCGGCUUCCCGGAGCCCGGCAACGUGAUCAACAUUGCGUCCCUGUCGGGCAUUACGCGCACGUCGCAGCGCGGGCAGUUCAACUACAACGCCACCAAGGCGGCGACGAUCCACCUGAGCCUGAUGCAGGCGACCGAGUUUGCUCGGCGUGGCUUGGGCAUCCGCGUCAACUCGGUGUCGCCGGGAUACUUCCCCAGCGGCAUGUCAGUUGCCGACUUUGACAAGAAGAGCGGGGACGAGGCCCACUGGAAGGACGAGUAUGGCAUUCCGUUCGGCCGGGUCGGCACAGCAACCGACUACGCGCAGUGCAUCAUCAGCCUCGUGGUCAACCAGUACGUCACCGGCGAGAACUUUAUCAUCGACGGCGCGUGGCUCGCGGGCCAGAAGUUUUAGGUAUAGAAGUGCAUGGUGAUGCUAGCCCGGAC
Vanrija pseudolonga is the source of this 1079-nucleotide messenger RNA. Its product is annotated as Rhamnolipids biosynthesis 3-oxoacyl-[acyl-carrier-protein] reductase. The record is from RefSeq and is a predicted model, not a curated record. The transcript has 6 exons. Bases 55 to 1047 code for a protein of 330 amino acids. Gene Ontology annotation, molecular function: oxidoreductase activity. NCBI's taxonomy places the organism in Eukaryota, Fungi, Basidiomycota, Tremellomycetes, Trichosporonales, Trichosporonaceae.